Molecule: messenger RNA, 642 nt
Organism: Kwoniella shivajii
Lineage: Eukaryota; Fungi; Basidiomycota; Tremellomycetes; Tremellales; Cryptococcaceae
Exons: 6
Coding region: 1-642 (213 amino acids)
Biological process (GO): endoplasmic reticulum to Golgi vesicle-mediated transport; protein retention in ER lumen
Cellular component (GO): membrane; cis-Golgi network; endoplasmic reticulum
Molecular function (GO): ER lumen protein retrieval receptor activity
Source: RefSeq, a predicted model, not a curated record
AUGAACAUCUUCCGUUUCCUAGGUGAUUUAUCUCAUCUCGCAUCAAUAUUUAUACUACUUCAUAAGAUUCAAACAUCAAGAUCGUGUAGAGGUAUAUCAUUCAAGACUCAAGGAUUAUACUUAUUAGUAUUCUUAACUCGUUAUGUUGAUCUGUUGACUGGACCAUACGUUUCAUUGUAUAAUACAUUAAUGAAAUUGUUCUUCAUCGGUUCAACGGGAUAUACUUUAUAUCUCAUGAAAGUGAAAUUCAGACCAACACAAGACGCUUCAUUGGAUACAUUCAAACUCACCUAUCUCAUACCACCCGUGGCUGUCUUAUCUUUAAUAUUCACUUAUUCAUAUUCACCUUUUGAAGUUACAUGGGCAUUUUCAAUCUGGUUGGAAUCAGUAGCUAUUUUACCUCAAUUAUUCAUGCUCCAAAGAACAGGUGAAGCGGAAACUAUAACUACUCAUUAUCUCGCCGCAUUGGGAUUAUAUAGAGGAUUAUAUAUUCCUAAUUGGAUGUAUAGAUACAUCACCGAAGGAGCUUUCGAUCCUAUCGCAGUAGUAGCAGGUCUUGUGCAAACGGCUAUUUACGCAGAUUUCGGUUAUAUCUAUGUCACAAAGGUUCUUCGAGGACAAAAAUUCGAACUUCCCGCAUAA